This is a messenger RNA of Centropristis striata (black sea bass), 1100 nucleotides long. RefSeq names its product solute carrier family 66 member 3 (gene slc66a3). The record is from RefSeq and is a predicted model, not a curated record. The transcript is spliced from 7 exons. Lineage: Eukaryota; Metazoa; Chordata; Actinopteri; Perciformes; Serranidae. The coding region runs from base 107 to 727 and encodes 206 amino acids.
UUGACAGUGGUGACAGCUCAGCAGCAGCAUCAGGCUGCCACUUUUAACAAAGUCCUGUGAGAUCAGCCAAUCUAAAGCUCACAUUUAGUCCUUCUAUCUCCAGAUAAUGGAGUCAGAUACGUUGUUGCACGCCGCGAAUUUCAGCACCUUGUUUGUGUGCAUGGUGCUCAAGUUCCCGCAGAUCUUUGUACUGAUGCGGGCGAAAUCCACAGCUGGAGUCAGCCUCAACAGUCUGCUGCUCGAGUUGACCGGGUUCAUUGUUUUCGUAACAUACCAGAUGUAUUAUGACUACCCACCUCCGACAUACCUGGAAUACCCGAUCCUUAUUGCUCAAGACGCCAUCCUUCUGCUCCUGAUCCUUCACUACAACGGCAGCCUGCGGCAGAGCCUCCUCUACGCCCUGUUGUUUGUCGGCGGCUGGAGGCUCCUCACUCUGGAGAAGUGGAUCAUAGAUUUGGCGAUGAGCCUGUGUACAUUCAUCAGUGCAGCCAGUAAAUUUGCCCAGCUGCAGUGUCUGUGGAGGUCUAAGGACGCUGGACAGGUCAGCGCCCUCUCCUGGGGGAUGGCUACCUACACAUGCACGGCGCGGAUUUACACCACCACAGUGACAACUGGAGACAUGCAGGUUCUGGUGCGCUUCAUCGCCAUGACUUUGCUCAAUAUGUGGGUGCUGCUCACUGUGCUGUACUACCAGAGGCACAGCAGCAGGACCAAGAAAGAGGACUAAGCUUUAAAAAGGUGGAUCCUGAGACCUGUAAACGUGCGGUUCCCUUCCGUGUCUUCCAGCUGCAUCCCUCCGGACACAGCCACGACUGAAAAACAAAACUGAUUAAUAACAACGGUUAUAAACAGCUUUUGUAAUACUGACCCAUAAAAUGUGCUUUUUUUAAAAUCUUUUUACCUCAGUAUUAAACCCAUACACCUUGAUUUAACAUUCCAGUGACAAAAAAAUCUGCUCUGGCUUGUAGUAAGAGCAGUGAACAAUGCAUUUUCAUACUGUUGUGUUAUUAGAUAGAUGUUCCUACUCAGGAUAUGAAAUACUGUAUUUUGAAAAGUACUUUUCUGAACUAUUUUAAUAAAGCAAACAUUCAAGCUUCUUA